Molecule: messenger RNA, 2111 nt
Organism: Onychostoma macrolepis
Lineage: Eukaryota; Metazoa; Chordata; Actinopteri; Cypriniformes; Cyprinidae
Gene: cysltr2b
Product: cysteinyl leukotriene receptor 2b
Biological process (GO): G protein-coupled receptor signaling pathway
Cellular component (GO): plasma membrane
Molecular function (GO): G protein-coupled receptor activity
Source: RefSeq, a predicted model, not a curated record
CAGCAGUUGUGUGUGGUCAUGUCUUUAUAUGGCAUCCUCUCACUACUCUUACUAUUGCACAGGAUUCAGCUUUCAUUUGUGGGGACUGGACUAUUUUGGACUUUGUAGAUUUAGGUUUUUGGCUGCCUCUUCAAAGAAUUCCCCAACCCGACAAUGAAUCCUCAUUCAUCGAAUUUCUCAAAAUGCUCCAUCAGCGAUUUCAAAAGCACCGUCUACCCAAUUGCCUAUCUCUUCAUCUUUUCCCUUGGGCUUGUUGGCAACCUCAUAUCUCUGUUCUUCUUCGUUUCCUCAUCGUUCAGAAGAAAAGCGUCUUUUUCUCCAGUCAACAUCCUCAUGCUCAAUCUCCUUCUAUCUGAUCUGAUGAUGGUGUGCUCGCUGCCGUUUCGAGCCACCUACUAUCUCAUGGACUACUGGGCCUUCGGAGACAUCACCUGCCGGAUCAUGUCAUACGUCUUCUACAUCAACAUGUACGGCAGCAUCUACUUCCUGACGGUUUUGAGCAUGGUUCGCUUUGUGGCCAUCGUGAAGCCCUUCACAUACGUGCGCUGGCAAAGCUCUAGGAGAGCCUGGGCAUUAUGCAUUGUCAUCUGGCUGAUCGUGUCUGUGGCGUCCAUCCCUCUUCUGAAAGCCGGGACUUAUGUGGACUCUAAUCAGACCAAAUGCCUGGAUCUGAGGCCGUCCCAGGUGGGGACCAUUAUCAUGUUGAAUCGAGUGGUUUUGUUUUUAGGCUUCGUUAUGCCCUUCAUGGUCAUCUCAGUGUGUUACAUUUUUGCAGCCUUGUAUUUGCUAAAGCUAAAGAAGACCAGGCAGAAUCAAAGAUCUCAGUUCAAUCACAAGAAGUCCUGCUCUCUCGUCAUUAUUGUUCUGCUGAUUUUUCUCACGUGCUUUAUGCCAUAUCAUGUCGUCCGAACUCUGUUUUUGGAGGCUGAGAUGGACAUUCAUAACAAUGGUUAUGACGAGUCCUGCCAUUAUAUUGAAAGUCUGAGAAAGGCAGCGGUCAUCACACACUGUCUGGCCUCAGGAAACAGUGCCUGGAUCCACUGCUUUUCAUUUUCGUUGGGGAAAACUUCAUUAGCUUUUGGCGACAACAUACACCGAGAAGACAGAGUUGUAUAACUGAGCAGAAUGUGAAAGUGUUGGAAAAGAUAAAGAAAAAUGAUUCAGAUAGUCAUUUUAGACUGUAGAGUGCUUGGGACCUGUUGCGACUUGAGAGGGAAAUUCCUGGAAAAGACCAUUUCCUAUUUCUGGUGGAUCUGCUGUCCCACGCAGGAUGAACUCGAUUAACCUCCAGCAGGAAAGCACUGUUUCCAUUCCAUGUGUUCAAGACAACAAAACAGAUAAUUAUAUUAAAUCUUUUCCGCACGCAUUUCAGUUUGACUAAAACAACAUGAUGGUACGCAGUGAUGUUGGUCCACUGGUCCAUCUGUGGAGUCAAAAGUUACUUGAGUUUUAUGUUGUGCAUAGAGGAAUUUAUUUGGUGCAUGUGUUUCCAGUUUAGUUUAUGUGCAUUCCUUCUUUUCAGAUAAUAAUUAUCUGCCUAAAUUGGACACAUUAAUUAUGCAUUUUUUUGUAAGGACCUACAUGACAGUAAGUGCUUACAUGUGUGCAGUUCAAAAGGAUUCUUUUGAAGUACAUUAGUGUUGAUGAUAUAUUUUAAACUUGUUUUGAGAUUAUACAACUGAACUCAUCAAGUUUGCAGUUAUUUUUCAUGAUGUAAUCUUCAAAGAUUUUUUAGAGUAUUAUACCGCUUAUUUACUGUCUCUCUCUCUCUCUCUCUCUCUCAAUUCAAUUCAUAUUGCUUUAUUGGCAUGACAUACUUGGAUACAUAUUGCCAAAGCAUUGUACAUAGAAUAAAAACAAAUAUGCAUCCAUAAAUAAACAAAACAAAAUAAUCUCUCUCUCUCUGUCUGUCUGUCUGUCUGUCUGUCUGUCUAUCUAUCUAUCUAUCUAUCUAUCUAUCUAUCUAUCUAUCUAUUUCCAAUUUACCACAAUUGAAAAAAAAUAAAAAAAAUAUGCAGGAUUGCCAAAACUGACCUGUCUAUCUGUCUAUGGAAUUUUUGUAUUAAUUAUUUCUCAUUAUUCAUUGUUAAAUUGUGGAUAUUUAUACAUAC